UGUUGUGGCCCUCAGUGAUGACGUGGGCGGUCCAGCUUCCUCAAAGGCUUUCUCAGCGGAGGAGGAAGAAACAAAAUCCUCAAACCGCAAAGUAACGCGUCUCCCGAUGUACAUGCGGUUUUCCUCCAGGUUGCUGUCAGCUAUGGCUGGACCCAGGCCUGUGGUGUUCAGCGGCCCGUCAGGAGCAGGGAAGAGCACCCUGCUGAAGAAGCUCAUGAAGGAAUAUGACAGCGUCUUUGGCUUCAGCGUAUCGCAUACAACUCGAAAACCUCGACCUGGAGAAAAAAAUGGCAAAGAUUACCAUUAUGUUACUCGGGAGAUAAUGCAGGCCAGCAUCGACAAAGGCGAUUUCAUGGAGAACGCAGAGUUUUCCGGCAACAUGUACGGGACGAGUAAAGCGGCUGUGCAAGACGUCCAGGCCAAGAACCUCAUCUGUAUACUUGACAUAGACAUGCAGGGCGUGAGGAACAUUAAAGGCACCGACCUGAAUCCCAUGUACAUCUCCAUCCAGCCCCCAUCCAUGGCAGUCUUGGAAAAGCGUCUAAGAGACAGAAAAACCGAGACAGAGGAGACCCUCCAAAGGCGUCUGCAUGCAGCCGUGGUGGAUAUGGAGUUAGGCAAAGAACCUGGUUUGUUUGAUGUGAUAAUUGUCAACGAUAAUUUGGAGGAUGCUUACGGGCAUUUAAAACAGGCUCUUCUCGAGGAAAUUAAUAAGGUGAAGAAGAUCAGCAUGUCCUCGUAGGACACGCCUCGGUCCCGUCCAGCCACUCCUCACAAAACCAGACCUCCAUUCCAGUUGUGUACAUUCCCUCAGAUGAUGGUCUGUGUGUAGGUUUUACAUUUGUGUUUAGAGGUAUAUGAAAACAUACUGUAAAGUGGAACAUUUUUUUUUAAAUUGACAGUGCAUUUUUUUUUUUACAUUUUUGGUUUUCAGUUGUAUGAAAGAAAAAGAUACUCCAGCAAUCCUUACUUGAUGUGUGACUGGCCUGGUAGAGCGCUCUCUGUUGGACAUUUACUGAACAUUGUCACCAACGCAGACACACAGACACAAACGGGAUGUAACUCACUCCAUCACGUGGAAAAUCCUGUAUCUAGAUACCGUGGUUAGUGGCAGCAAGUUAUGCUGCUCUUAUUGUUGGAAUCUUUUUUUCUUGGGCAACCAGUCAAACUGUGUUGAUAAUGCACAGAGACGGUAAAAUGUAUUGAAGACAGACUGACUGAGAGUUUGACAUCAGCUCCUAGAUCAUGAAUUCAGCUGAUCUCUGGGAAUAAACAUGGUGGUUGUUUACUUACAGGCAAGUCAGCACUACUGUUGAAAUAAAAAUAUUCCAGUGCCGGUUAAUGCUUUUUUCUCUAUCGCCACAUUAUGUGCUAACUCAAUAUAAGUUUGGUUUGUGGGAUGAGGAUAGAACAAUUUAAGUGUUGUAAAUUUGUAAAACUUUUCUAUGGUGUAGCAUUUUCCCUUUGCUGCUCUGUGUGAGGGGUAAAAUGACGUUCAGUAGACUGUAUGUGGUUUCUAACAAAAGGAAAGGUUUUAAACUACGAGGACAAAUUAAAUGGCGUAUUUAUCUAUAUUUUUUUUUAUCGUUUACAACCAAGCACAAGAUACAUUAACCUGAGAGCCAAGAAAACAUUUAAAACAUAACAUUUGUACAUUGGCAGGUUUUUUUUUCAUGGAUAUCGAAAGUACCUAGAUACCUAUGUGCAGAUAAAGUUCCGUUCCAGUUGUACAAUAUAAUUAAUCAUCGUUUGCCAUUUAACCAGCAAUAACAAUACUGUGCUUGUUAUGGAAAUACAAUGUCAUUUUGUAUUACGUCCAUUAAUCGUCCAGCAGUGAGACUGUUACCUGUUGAAACUCCAAUAAAUAUUCUUAAACCCAA
This is a messenger RNA of Hippoglossus stenolepis (Pacific halibut), 1880 nucleotides long. It is a transcript of the gene guk1a, whose product is annotated as guanylate kinase 1a. Gene Ontology annotation, molecular function: GMP kinase activity. Gene Ontology annotation, biological process: purine nucleotide metabolic process. The transcript has 7 exons. Gene Ontology annotation, cellular component: cytosol. The record is from RefSeq and is a predicted model, not a curated record. Bases 107 to 742 code for a protein of 211 amino acids. NCBI's taxonomy places the organism in Eukaryota, Metazoa, Chordata, Actinopteri, Pleuronectiformes, Pleuronectidae.